Molecule: messenger RNA, 1184 nt
Organism: Desarmillaria tabescens
Lineage: Eukaryota; Fungi; Basidiomycota; Agaricomycetes; Agaricales; Physalacriaceae
Exons: 5
Coding region: 148-1047 (299 amino acids)
Molecular function (GO): metal ion binding
Source: RefSeq, a predicted model, not a curated record
UGGGAACCAAAUAACACCACGUGGUUCCGUGGAAGGUGAAUGCCGCAUUAGGACAAGAAUACUCUGCUCUGCUCUGCCACUGCGCCCUUGGAAUGCGCCUUAUUGUCGACGUUUCCCAGGCGGCUUUUUCUCUCUAUUGCCGUGGCCAUGACACGCUCGGACAAGAAACAGCCAGUGUUGCAUCGCAGGCGUUCCCUGAGGCUCAGUAAUCUCGAACAUGGUAUCAAAUUGGCAGAACCCAUCAAAUUAGGAUCAUUCAAGGUGCACAGGAAGAGGCACAGAGUCCUGGACGAUGCGAAUACUACCGUAGCGCCGACACCGUCUUGUUCUCCUACCAUUGCAAUGCGUACUCGACGUAUGACGCUCUCGGACCCGGAUAAUCGGGAACAGGCUCUAACGUGGCGGGAGCAUGACCUGGCAAUGAAAUCCAAGGAACUCGAACAGCGUCUUGCUGCCUUGUCAAAGAAGGAAGAAGAAACAAGUGCUCUUUUGCAGCAAGCAAAAGAAAGAGAGGCGCGAGACAUCUUCCGGCAGCUUGAGGAGCAUUUCACUUGCUCGCUAUGCUACGACAUAAUGGCAUCUCCGUUCUCAUUGAAUGCCGCGGGACAGUGCGGCCACACGUUCUGUGCCAUGUGUAUCCUUAAAUGGACAUUCUCGCGUUUGCAUAGACUCUGCGGCUGCUGGCAUGAAUCCGUCGAUUGUCCCAUUUGCCGGAGUUUGGUGGUCAUGACACCCGAAAAGCCUCCUCGACUAGACUUCACGUUCCCUUUUGUUCCGAAUAGAACUGCCUCAGCUAUAUGUGAUUCAUGGGUCGAGAGGCUUGCAUACCUGCUGUCUGAGACAAAGAAGGGGAGAGGCGGCAAGAAGAAUAGGACCCGUGUUGAUAACCCCUCUGAUUUGCCGCACUGGAGAGAGGGCGGCGCCGCGCGGAAAGAAUGGCUCAGGAAACGUAGUGAAGGGAAGGCAUUGAUGUCGUCCUUGUACAGCAAUUGGAGCCGUCUGACACCCGAGAAUUUCGCAGCCAUGAAGGAUGACUUGGGUGUAUAGGCUGUAUGGUUUCAUCAACCUCACCCCCAUAUACCCUCAACGUCGCAUCAGUUAUUUUCACACGAAUCACUUAUACUUAUUGCAUGCCCACUCAUCCACUUGCAAUCGCCAAUUAUCCUGUAUUACUACCCAUCUGA